CCCUAAAUUUUUUUGUGGCGGACGCUUGUUGAUCGCGAUAAUGUGUGUGGCACGUGAAAUUCAUCCAUCACGCAUCAAGCUCAAAGAGCUUCUCUAGCAAGAUCUACGGAUCACAUCAGGAGCGCAGGUUUACCCAUACUAAAGUUGCGGAGGUUAUCGUUCGUAUGAUGCACGUUUCGGCAAGUGGACGAUUUUCAAAGGUCGCAUAUACAUGCGGCGAACCACAUCUGAUACUGACUUGGACGUUGUGCUUGAUCGUGCAUGCCUCGCGGGAAUUCUUGGCAUCCCCCUCAUUCAGGUUGAUUCUCGGGCUGACCAACGGAAUCAUGGCCGCCCUCCGGAUUUCACUGAACGAGGUCUGCGGGCCGAAGCAUGUAUUGGUGGGGAUGAACUACCUCAACAGCUGUAGGGCCAUUAGCAUGGUUGUGGGCACAGGAGUCGGGGGUCUUCUGGCUCAGCCUGCGGUUCACUAUCCAAGCGUGUUUUCGGCUACGGGGCUUUUCGGGAGGUAUCCGUUCCUGCUGCCAAACCUUGUGGGAGCGUCUUGCGCGCUCGUUAUCAUGGUCCUAGUGAUAAUUUACCUCCCGGAGACGAAGGAUUACGCGACCAUCGCGGCGAAACGUGCUUUUCUGCAGGAGCAGCAGCUGCAGCAAGAGCAGCAGGAGCAUACCAGCGACGGCGUCAGUAACGGCUGCAGCGAGGCGAUGGCCAACGGCACUAAUACCAACCGCACCAAUCGUGACGAACCACCACCCAGCAGCCCUACCGGCACGUCCGACGUCGACGAGAAAGGGGAGGAAGAAGAGAUUGGGAUAUUCGGUCGUCACGGACUGCUGGUCACCCCGCACGUCAAGACUCUUCUCACCCUUGGAUGUGUGGUGCAGGCGCUGCAGAUCGGCUUCGAAGAAGCGUACCCUCUUUUCGCGCUCAGUACUCCUGAUGUGGGAGGACUUGGCUGGAACACCUUUCAGAUCGGGAAGGUCUUGGUCAUGACAGGCCUCUUCAUGGCCUGCUUCCAGCUGCUUCUUCUCCCACCCUUAAUCAAGGUGGUGGGUAUCACGAACUGGCAGCGCGUCGGAUUCGUUGUGGGGGCGCUUGCAUUCAUCGCCAUCCCUUCCGUGAGGUUGCUCAGCUGGAACUACCCCUCCCUCUUCUCGGCAUCGGUGGCGGCCAACACUUUUGCCUCGUGUGGUCUAGCUGCGGUAACCUUGGCAAUGUCGGUUGGGUCGACCACUCUUGUCCCUUCAAGGAUGCGCGGGAAGCUAGGUGGACUCUACAACAUGGCCGAGAGCCUGGGCCGAUUUUUGGGGCCGGCGGGGUUCGCCAUCACGUAUGCAUGGUCUGUUUCUCCUUCCAGCUCUGCUGCAGGUUUCGAUUGGGUGAAUUUCCGCUUUGUGUUCUGGGUAUCGGCGGUGCUCCUGGCUUUGUGCGCGGUGCUAGCAUGGCCGACGCUAACUGCCGAGAAUCUGAUGCAGGGAGAAGUUGAGGACGCUGUCAGCGCGUCGAUUACUCCCCAUUCUUCAGGUUCUUCGCCGCGACUUGGACUUGGAAGGGUUUUUUUCCGCAAUAAGAAUGAGCAGCCUGACGCUGACGUCCACAUUGAAGACUCUUUAUUGUCGAGAGUAGAAAUAGUGAAACGAGAGACGGACAUGGUUUGAGCCAGCCAAAGUAUUUUUAGACCGAGGUUUGCGCACGGGCGUGUUCAGUACUGAAAUAUUGAUGAAAUGCGUGUUGAGCGAUUGCUCGUAUUCAACAGGAGGCAGUGCACAGUGGCAUCAAAUGUGCUUUACAUGUAUGCAUACAUGCCGCUAGAUCGGGGUUUCCAUGAUAAAUGGCUUGGCCAUGGUGAGUUUUAAAACAAUUUUCGAUGGGUUCGUU
Messenger RNA from Ectocarpus siliculosus, 1878 nucleotides. The record is from the annotation of a GenBank genome assembly. Lineage: Eukaryota; Phaeophyceae; Ectocarpales; Ectocarpaceae.